AUGGGUGCUUGUAGUUCAACUAAGAAUAGUUAGAACAAGGAUAAUACUAAAAAUACGUUUAAUUCAAUACUAGCAAACACAUAAGAAGCUCAAAAAACUCAAUAAGAAUUUUUUUGUAUGUAAAAUGAAUAAAGAAUUAAUUUAAACCAAACCGUCUAAAGAAAGUUUAAAAAAUCAGGGACGCUGAGUUACUUUGAAUACAAUCUUGAUAAAAUUUAAACUGAAGGACAAUCAAGUAGAGUUUACAAUAUAUAUGUAUUUAGAAAAUAAUAAAAAAAUGGCUUAGGGUACUCCUUAAUUAAAAAUCAAAGUAAUUGAGGGAAUAGCUUCAAAAGAAUACUCAGUUUAUAAGGGAAUGGUUAAGAUUGACAACAAUUCAAUGAAUCGAAUAAUGCAACAUAACAACCUUGGAAAAUUAGUUAUUAUGUAAUAAUUACCAUAUGAUUAAGAAGGAAAGGAUUAUAUUGAUUGGUUAUAGAAAACCAAUUUGGUAAUUAGUUAAUUAUGAUUUUAAAAGGAAUUUUACCAUAUAGGAAAGAUUUACGAAAUAUUUAUUUAGGGAAAGAAUUUCUAAAUAGUAAGUGAAUAUUGUACAGGAGGUCCAUUAUCAGAGAUUGUUAAAUCACAAAUUGUCUGAAUAGGUAGUAUGCAAUAUUCUUGAUUAAAUGUUUGAAAUCAUUAAUUUUCUGCAUUAAAAUAAUUUAACUCAUAAUUAACUAACAAUAGAUAGCUUUUCUUUUUAUUAUGAUUUGUAAAAUUAUUUGAUAAAGUUGACUGAUUUAAAAAGUAUAUUCAAACCUUCAAGAGAGGUUUAACUUGAAGUUAUUAAAUAUGCAUGUCCUGAAUCUUUUAGAUCUAAUCAUCCUAAUAAAUCUAAUGAUAUUUGGUCAUUAGGAAUUAUUGCUUAUUAAAUUAUUACAAGAAAUUUAAUUUAUGAAGGAGAUUCAACUUUAUCAACUGUUUAAGAAGUAAAAUAAGCAAUAUUAAAAUGGACAACUAAUCAAGAUAUAACAAAUGAAAUAUCUGAAGAAUUUUAAAAUCUAAUUUUUAAAAUGCUUCAUCCAGAUAAAAGUUAAAGAAUUACUGUUGAGGAAUGUAAAAAGCACAAAUUCAUUUAAAUUCAUAAAACUCACAAUCUUAAUUGUUUUUUCAAACAUAACUUUAUUUAUAGUUUAUCUGAUAAUUUAUUAAAAUGGUUUAUGACAUAUCUUAUAAAUAAUUAUGAAAAUUCUCAUUAUCAAGUAGGAAAUCGUAUAUUUGAUAUUUUAGAUUAAGAUAAAGAUGGAAAAUUAAAUGUUUAAGAAUUAGGAGACUUUUUAAGAAGACUUAAAUAAUCAUAAGGAUAAUAAAGAAAUAUAAAAAUCAUAUAGAAUUUAAUUGAUAAUUAAAUUGAAAUAGGAUUGUAAGAUUUCAUUUUGAUGAUAUCAAAUAAAUCUAUAUACAUAACACAUCAUAAUCUUGAUCAUAGUUUUAAAAAAUUAUCUAACAAAAAUUAAGAAAUUACAGUUAAAUCUUUAUAAAAAGUUUUAAACAUUUCAGAGGAAGAAUUAAUAAUAGAAUUUAUGAAGCAUGAAUUAUAUUAUGAGGUAAUAUUUAAUACUUUAAUAUAGAAUUAUUGUAUUCCAUUAUUAUAAAAAUAAUAUGAAACAAUAAUGAAUUAACUCGUGGUAGUUUAAAAUGAAAAUUGA
Molecule: messenger RNA, 1688 nt
Organism: Paramecium sonneborni
Lineage: Eukaryota; Ciliophora; Oligohymenophorea; Peniculida; Parameciidae
Source: the annotation of a GenBank genome assembly